This is a messenger RNA of Aplysia californica (California sea hare), 987 nucleotides long. RefSeq names its product adenosine receptor A1. Gene Ontology annotation, biological process: G protein-coupled receptor signaling pathway. Lineage: Eukaryota; Metazoa; Mollusca; Gastropoda; Aplysiida; Aplysiidae. Gene Ontology annotation, molecular function: G protein-coupled peptide receptor activity. The transcript has 2 exons. The coding region runs from base 1 to 987 and encodes 328 amino acids. The record is from RefSeq and is a predicted model, not a curated record. Gene Ontology annotation, cellular component: membrane.
AUGGACCCACAUGAUACAACGACGAUUUUAGCCCCAGUUCCACAGGACACCGAAUAUUUCUCCAUUCUAGACAACUCUCUGAUGAGAGCCAGAGCUAUCAUUCAACUGGUGAGCGGGGCGGUGUCGCUCCUGGGACUUGGCGCCAAUAUCGUGAACGUUGUCGUGUUCACCAGGCAAGGCUUCAGUGAGAGUAUCAACGUCUCUCUGCUAGGACUGGCCGUCUCCGAUAUGCUCACGCUUGUCAAUAUGUUCCCUUUCACGCUAAUAUCCUGGUUCGAGUGGACUGACAGCUGGGCGUGGUACGCGUUUGCCUUCAACAGUUCCUGGAUCGCCGUGUUCAUCUCCGUGGAGAGAUGUCUGUGCGUCAAGGUACCAAUGAAAGUCAAAGACAUCAUCACGCCAAAAGUCGCGGCUGUUGUCAUCAUACUUAUGUUCCUCCUCACUCUGACUAGCAUCGUCCCUUCAUUCAUUGCUUUCGAAGCCAAAAGGUCUUGGGAUCCUUCAAGGAACAAAACAGUAUUUAAACUCGUGCCGAAAGAGAACAAGGUUUUGCUGGAGUUCAUCACGUACUGCAUGCUAGCGUUCAUGCAAAACGGCUCUUUCAUUUGCCUCUUAUUCUCCACCGCCAUCUUGAUCUUCACCUUGAAACAGAAAUCUGAUUGGAGGUUGCAGGCGACGGUGACGAAAUCGGUAGCAUCUGUUGCAGCUCUCAGACGCGACAACCAGGUGGUGAAAAUGGUGAUUCUCGUCUCAACCAUAAUUGUGUUGAGCUAUCUUCCCGGACAAUGUCUAUCGCUCGCUGCAAUGAUCGUCCCCGACUCGUUCUACGCUAAACUUCCCAGACAUAUGUUCAAAUUUCUGUGGGCUGUUGCCUUCAGCCAAUACGCCGUCAAUGCUAGCAUCAAUAUCUUCAUUUACUACAACAUGAGUUCUAAAUAUAAGGCUACCCUUCUCGCUAUUGUGAAAGAAUGGGGAGUAUCCGGAUAG